Plasmopara halstedii is the source of this 735-nucleotide messenger RNA. RefSeq names its product RxLR-like protein. The transcript has a single exon. The coding region runs from base 1 to 735 and encodes 244 amino acids. The record is from RefSeq and is a predicted model, not a curated record. NCBI's taxonomy places the organism in Eukaryota, Oomycota, Peronosporomycetes, Peronosporales, Peronosporaceae.
AUGCGAGGUGCAUUUUACGUGGCCACUGCUUUCCUCAUCGCGAGUAGCACCCGCACAGCGGCUGAAUCUGUCCAGAUCAAGUCUGAAAUAACGCAAGACCUUGACAAGUUGCCAGUUGGUGAUUCUGACACAAAGUCAUUGCCCAGACGAUCUCUUAAAGGCAGCGGAGAUCGACUGGAAAUCCCAGUGGCUGAAGAAGAGCGCGUCAUUCCAACUGGAGUACUCGAGGGUGCAGGGAAAGAUGUGUCUGAGGCAAUUUUGCGGUUAGAAAAAAGUGGUGAUGACUUGAACAAAAUGGUUAAAGUCGGAGAGGGUGUUGGCUCUUCCGCCACCUCAAAAGGAAAAAGAAUCCAAAUUUUCCAGAAGAGUCAUAAAGACGCCGUUGCAGAACACCAGCAAGUCUUUGACACUUAUAAACACGCAAUCAAGAAAAACGAAGCUUUGGAACUCGAGCGUGAUACAGCUUUAAUUAAAUCUCACAACUGGAAGCUUCUCAGCGACUAUUUUUCCGCGCAAGCCGCUAAAGACACCAAAAAUUACCACAAUUACCACACAAUAUUUAGCCAACUCGAUAGCGUGGUCACCCCAGCCACUGCAAGCUACAAAGGCAUCAAAAACACACGAGAAAAAUAUCUCGCCUUGCUCGAAGAAUCCUUUAGUCGAGCCAAUGCUGCCAAGCAUGCCGGAAACAUGGACGAAUAUAAUGAAAUUCAAGUCACCGUAGCUGAGCUAUGA